GUCCCUUACGUACCUUCUAACUAUCCCGGUUCUCUUAGCAUCGUGGGCCAUCUCAAAGAGGCAUCCAAGCUACCGAAAAGGCUUUGCCAGGGUCGCUUGAGCUUGGCCUGAGGUUGUGGGGUCACAUCCACACUGCGGGUAGCCGUGUAGCACAACAUCUUCGCAACACGUCUAUAAAUCCAGCGCUCAACCUCGUCUUUUCCAGGGCAGUUCUCCACAGAGAUCUUCAAGCAUCAGCCUUGGGGAACACUCCUCUCGCCAAGAUGUUGUUGCUUCAACUCAUCACCGCGCUUUUCGUCUACAUCACCACCAUCGUCUCAGCUGCUGACACCAGCGCUUGGAAGUCACGCAGCAUUUACUUUGUCUUGACGGAUCGCAUUGCUCGCAGCAGUACUGACACGGGCGGCUCGCAAUGCAGCAACCUUGGGGCCUACUGUGGCGGAACAUUCAAGGGCCUUGAGUCAAAGCUCGACUACAUCAAGGGACUGGGCUUUGAUGCCAUCUGGAUCACCCCUGUCGUUUCCAACAAGGCUAAUGGAUACCAUGGCUACUGGGCUGAGGACUUGUACGCCAUCAACUCAAACUACGGCACUGCUGAUGACCUGAAGAGUCUGGUCAACACUGCUCACUCCAAGGGAAUCUACAUGAUGGUCGACGUUGUGGCGAACCAUAUGGGACCGGGCGCAAUUACGAACAACCGCCCCGAGCCGUUGAACCAGGCCUCGUCAUACCACGCAGACUGUGCCAUCAACUACAGCAAUCAGACCAGUAUCGAGGUAUGCGAGAUUGCCGAUCUCCCCGACCUCUUCACAACCAAGAGUGAGAUCCGUACCUUGCUCAACACCUGGGUCUCCUGGCUCGUAAAAGGGUACAAGUUUGACGGAGUCCGCAUCGACACGGUCAAGCACGUCGAGAAGGACUUUUGGCCGGGAUUCUCCUCUGCAACCGGUGUUUAUAACAUUGGCGAGGUAUUCGACGGAAACCCAUCUUACCUUGCCGAAUACGCCAAGCUCAUGCCAGGUCUCCUCAACUAUGCGGUUUACUACCCAAUGAACAACUUCUACCAGCAAAAAGGCUCGUCUCAAGCGCUCGUUGACAUGAUGAACACCGUCAGCAACUCGUUCCCUGACCCCACAGCAUUGGGCACCUUCCUGGACAACCACGACAACAAGCGCUGGCUGAACGUGAAGAACGACAGGACUCUGCUCAAGAACGCCCUGGCCUAUGUCAUCCUCGCGCGUGGAAUCCCAAUCCUGUACUACGGAACCGAGCAGGGCUAUGCUGGUGGCGACGACCCAGCUAACCGCGAGGAUCUCUGGCGCAGCAACUUCAACACCAACAGUGAUCUCUACCAAGCCAUCCAGAAGUUGACUAAUGCAAGGAAGGCCGCUGGUGGACUUGCCGGCAACGACCACGUCCACCUGUACGUCGCCGACACUGCCUACGCCUGGAGCCGAGCUGGCGGCAACCUUGUUGUCCUCACCACAAACUCUGGUGGUAGCUCCAGCCCGCAGCACUGCUUCAACACGCAACGGGCCAACGGCCGCUGGACCAAUGUCUACGGCAACGGCGCCACCGUAACGGCCGACGGCAACGGCAACAUUUGCGUCACCGCCACCAACGGCGACCCCGUUGUCCUCGUCGCAGGCGCCAACACCGGCACACCGACUACCCUCUCGCAAAGCGCCGGCCCGGCACCCACCGGCUGCUCUUCCACCGUCUCCGUCUCCUUCACCCAGCGCGUCGUCACCGUCCCCGGCGACACCAUCCGCAUCACGGGUAACACCGCCCAGCUCGGCAACUGGACCCCCACCCAGGGCCUGGCCCUCUCCGCCGCCAGCUACACCUCCAGCAACCCCAUCUGGACCAUCACCGUGCCCCUUGCAGCAGGCUCCUCUAUCCAAUACAAAUUCGUCAAGAUCAGCAGCGGAGGCACAGUUACCUGGGAGAGCGACCCUAAUAGGUCGUACACGGCGCCUACGUGCCAGGCUAGCGACAGCCUGACGAGCUCGUGGCGGUGAUGGGUGUGUGGAACCUGAGAUUGUGAUUACUCCUUUUUUUGGGGGGGGGCUUUCUUGUCUCGUGAGAGUGGAGGGUAGUAGUUGAACCCUCGCUUGCUCGCUCGCUCGCUUCGCUAGCAAAUUUAUGUCAAGCCUUGUGUACAAUUUUACAUACUCUCGGGGGGGUUUUUUUUAACUUCUUCCCUGUGGUAAAAGAUAUGUAGUGACACGAU
This is a messenger RNA of Exserohilum turcica Et28A, 2233 nucleotides long. Its product is annotated as carbohydrate-binding module family 20 protein. NCBI's taxonomy places the organism in Eukaryota, Fungi, Ascomycota, Dothideomycetes, Pleosporales, Pleosporaceae. Gene Ontology annotation, molecular function: alpha-amylase activity; starch binding; cation binding. Gene Ontology annotation, biological process: carbohydrate metabolic process. The coding region runs from base 264 to 2021 and encodes 585 amino acids. The record is from RefSeq and is a predicted model, not a curated record. The transcript is spliced from 3 exons.